AUGCCAGCCAACAAUCAAGAAACAUCUGCGGUCGAUACUGUUCUCACAAACAUCGCGCAAGCUUCACCUGCUGCGGUCCGUCACCUCGAUGCUAUCAAGAAGGCGGUCAAUGAAUUUGGGUUGAGCACACUCAUGCUCUUUGCAGCGGCAGAUGGUACUGCUGUUAAUAAGAUAGCAGCGAAAGUCUCUCCCGGUACCACUAAUGAAGCGGAAUCGGCAGCUUCCCUCGUCCGAGGUGUUCUCAGCGCUGCCAUCAAGAAUGCUAACGCCCAGAUGGAGAUACUUCAGCUACGUGAUGCUCAAGUCGAACGUGUCCGUAAAACCCCAGCGCUGGACCUCACUAAGGUGUGCUCGGAGGCUCAGAAGGCGAAAUCAUCGUUCAAGGUUCUCCCUAAUACUCUGCCCCCGGCAAUUGUGGUGAAGAAGGUUCUCGAUCAACCGUUUGCUUACUAUGAUUUGGGUGAGUUCAUGUUCCCGAGCCAUGUUUUUGACAAUGACCUCGAGACGAUCACUACAAUCACUGGUGAGGUGGUACAACCGAGGCGCUCAGAUGGCAAGAAGGAGCCGAUCCGUAAUAUUGGUCAAUGGUGCGAGUGCUUCGUGCGCUAUGCGGUAACUCUUCAACUCUCUGAUAGAGGCCGUAAAGAGGUAGACUUCGGUACAUUGUUCUCUUAUUUGGCUCACGUCUGUGCUGCAUUUGAGGUCCACCCGUAUCAGGCAGUUAUACAGGCAGAGGCGAAGUAUCGACGGACCGGUGCCAUGGCGGUCGCUAGUGGAGUAAUAACGAUGGAGAAGUUGUUCGGUGAAGAGACUUAUCUUCGUCCAAGGUUGGACAUGGAGAUUGGCUCGGUACUCAACAAUCGAGACUAUUCCCCUGGUAAAGGCAAGGGUUUCGGCAAGGCUAAGGGAAAGGGUUCUAAUUGGAGCUCUGCCCCUUUCCGUGGUAAAGGAAAAGGUCAAGGUAAAGGAAAGGGGCAUCGUUCACAACCUUACGACAACACCAAUGCUCCCAGCUCCGAGCCCCCUACCAUGAGCUCGUCUAACUGA
This is a messenger RNA of Perkinsus marinus ATCC 50983, 1047 nucleotides long. RefSeq lists its product as hypothetical. The transcript has a single exon. Lineage: Eukaryota; Perkinsozoa; Perkinsida; Perkinsidae. The record is from RefSeq and is a predicted model, not a curated record. The coding region runs from base 1 to 1047 and encodes 348 amino acids.